Molecule: messenger RNA, 1726 nt
Organism: Tinamus guttatus (white-throated tinamou)
Lineage: Eukaryota; Metazoa; Chordata; Aves; Tinamiformes; Tinamidae
Source: RefSeq, a predicted model, not a curated record
AUGGAGAGUAGACAUGAGUUGAUAGCAAGCCUGCAUGAGUUAAAUGUAAGAGACCCUGAUGUAAGAGUGUGUGAUGAAUCAUCAUGUAAAUAUGGAGGGGUGUGCAAAGAAGGCAGCGAUGGCUUGAAAUGUGCAUGUCAGUUUCAGUGUCACACAAAUUAUAUUCCUGUUUGUGGAUCAAAUGGUGACACUUACCAAAAUGAGUGCUUCCUUAGGAGAGCUGCAUGCAAGCAUCAGAAAGAGAUAACAGUGGUAUCAAGAGGACCUUGUUAUUCUGAUAAUGGCUCUGGAUCAGGAGAAGGAGAGUAUGAAGGAUCUGGGACAGAAGUUCAGAGGAAGCGUUCAAAAUGUGGAGUUUGCAAAUACAGAGCUGAGUGUGAUGAAGAUGCAGAAAAUGUUGGGUGUGUAUGUAAUAUAGAUUGCAGUGGAUACAGUUUUAAUCCUGUGUGUGCUUCUGAUGGAAGUUCUUAUAACAAUCCAUGCUUUGUUAGAGAAGCAUCGUGUCUGAGACAAGAACAGAUUGACAUAAGACAUCUUGGACACUGCUCAGAAACAGAUGACACAAAUGCAGUUGGAAAGAAAGACGAUGGAAUGCAGUAUCGGCCAGAGGUGAAAGAUGCCAGUGAUCAAAGAGAAGACAUUUACAUUGGAAAUCACAUACCUUGUUCAGAAAGUUUCAAUGGCUACUGUAUACAUGGAAAAUGUGAAUUCAUUUAUUCCACUCAGAAGGCUUCCUGCCGGUGUGAAUCAGGAUAUACUGGACAGCACUGUGAAAAGACAGACUUUAGCAUUCUUUACGUUGUCCCAAGUAGACAAAAGCUUACACAUGUCCUUAUUGCAGCAAUAAUUGGAGCUGUACAGAUUGCCAUUAUAGUUGCCAUCGUAAUGUGUAUAACAAGAAAAUGCCCUAAAAACAACAGAGGACGUCGGCAGAAACAAAAUCUGGGCCAUUUUACUUCAGAUACAUCAUCCAGAAUGGUUUAACUUAGUGAUUUUUAUACCUACAUUGACCAUGUGAUGUACAUUUUUAUUAUAUUUUUUUUUAAAGAAUGAAAGUAUUUAUUUCAGAGGCCUUAUUUUGAACAUUUUUAAUGUAACAAUGUUGGUCUGUUUUCUGAAAGCAUCAGCUCUAACAGCUAUGGACUGUUUUAGAAAUUUUACUUUUAUGUUUUUGAAUACAGUAGUUCAUUUUCUGUAUUUGUAUCACAUGGUUAUAUAAUAGACUUGUGCUUUAUUCAUGGAUUGUAAUAUUUUGGGAAACAGACUUAUCUCACCAAUGGUUGUAGAUUAAAAAGCAGAACAACAAAAUGUCCAUGUUACCUAGCAAACAAGGCAUGAACUAAAGGUAAAAAUGUUUACAGCUUAACUUUUCUUAUGAGAAACUAGAAUACACUGUGUUUAAAUACCGUAGAUAUUUAAAUGUUUUUGGAAGUUAGUUACUGAUUUUUUUUUUAGACACUGCCUAUCGCAUGAACUGUGCUGUGCGUAGUUGUAAUAUAUUUCUAAAAGGUAUGGACUGGGUCUAACACUACCAUUUUCAUAAAUAAUUCCAACAAUUUAUUUUUAAAGAGGAAAAUCAUACAUUUCAUAAUUUGGGAAAUUACUUGGUAAAGCAGAUGGCACGGUCCAAAAGAGGUAGGUCUUAGUAGAUUUAGGUACUGUAAAAAUUGGUGUUGAAUAACUGAAUUCAAAUAAUUGAAAUAAAGCCUACUUUAUCACUGUUGAA